AUGCUACGUAUUCUAGCUGGUAGAGCGUCUGUGGCUCACCGCUCCAUCACUACGAAAUAUGGACGGCGCCGUCUUCUGUCCACUGAGACGCCACAAACAUACAUUGAAAAAGUCGUGCAAAAGUAUGCUGUCGAUUGGGACCCAGCCGUGCGUGUGCGUUCCGGCGACUACGUGUCGAUUCGACCGGCAACUGUCAUGACCCAUGACAACACGGGACCGGUCAUCACCAAGUUCCGCUCGAUCGGUGCGAAACAAAUCCAUGAUCCAACCCAAGUCGUCUUUGCUCUGGACCACGAUGUCCAAAACAAGUCGCCCAAAAACAUGGAUAAAUAUGCGCGCAUCGAGGCCUUUGCACGUGAACAGGGCGUGGACUUUUACCCCGCUGGUCGCGGCAUAGGUCAUCAGGUUCUAGUCGAAGAAGGCUAUGCCUUUCCGCAGACGCUCGUUGUCGCCUCAGACAGCCAUUCAAACAUGUAUGGAGGCGUCGGUGCUGUAGGGACGCCGAUCGUCCGCACAGAUGCAGCGGCCAUCUGGGCGACAGGCAAAACGUGGUGGCAGCUGCCUCCUAUGGUGAAAGUCGAGCUCACCGGCCAACUGCGUCCGGGCGUCACUGGCAAAGAUGUGAUCGUGGCGCUGUGUGGCUACUUUAAGAAUGACGAGGUCCUGAAUGCAGCGAUUGAAUUUACCGGCGACGGUGUAAGCGCACUCACAGUCGAUGAACGACUCUCGAUCAGUAACAUGACGACAGAGUGGGGAGCUCUGGCCGGUGUCUUUCCUGUGGACGAUACAACACUCAGUUGGUACGAUGCACUGCUGCGCAAAAUGGACAAGCUCCAUUUCCAAAUGGGCUCGUCGCCGCGGCCCUCUGACACGCACCCGCGGCUGAACUGGUCACAUCUCGAAGCGCUCGAAAAGCAUCGCAUCCACUCAGAUGACGGCGCAUCGUACGCAAAGCACUUGCGCCUCGAUCUAUCGACUCUGUCGCCCCACGUGUCCGGACCUAAUAGCGUCAAAGUCGCGACGCCUCUCUAUGAGCUUGAGAAGCAGGACAUUGCCAUUCAGAAGGCGUACCUUGUAUCAUGUGUGAAUUCGCGUGCGUCGGAUAUCAAGGCAGCAGCGGAUGUGCUGCGCGGUCGCAAAGUAGCGCCAGGCGUUGAAUUUUAUCUCGCACCAGCCAGCAGCGUCGUACAACGCGAGGCUGAGAACAACGGUGACUGGGGCUCACUUCUUGCAGCAGGCGCUCGGCCGUUACCAGCUGGCUGUGGCCCUUGCAUUGGCCUUGGUAUGGGUCUGCUGAAAGAUGGCGAGGUCGGCAUUUCCGCGACGAACCGAAACUACAAAGGACGUAUGGGAAGCCCGAACGCCCUUGCAUACCUCGCAUCCCCUGCUGUGGUCGCAGCAAGUGCGGCAGCUGGCAAGAUCUGUGCGCCCGAGGGCACUCGACCAGAGGACGGAAGGCCUCUUGUGAGCAUGGAAUCCAUCGACUCGACACCACAAGCUGCUGCUGCACCAGCAGAACUAGAGCCGCAGUUCCCACCAAAGUUUGCAGGUACCCUCGUGUUUGCCCCGCAAGACAAUUUGAACACUGAUGCUUUGUAUCCAGGCAAGUAUACGUAUCAAGACGACAUUACGCCUGAGCGUCAGGCACAGGUGGUUAUGGAAAACUACGAUCCAUCUUUUGCCUCUUCCAUUGCUCAGGAGCGUGCGCGCCGAGCCGAUAACGGCGAGGAUGCUGCUGUUGUGCUGGUAAGCGGCUACAACUUUGGCACGGGCUCCUCACGUGAACAAGCAGCGACCGCACUGAAGUAUGCCGGUGUACCUGUUGUGCUCGCAGGUUCCUUUAGUGAUGUUUUCAAGCGAAAUGCCAUUAAUAAUGGGCUUAUUUGUCUUCAGUGUCCUGAGCUAGUGGAUGAUCUCACGUCAUCCUACGCCAAGGAUGGACAACGUGGUGCUGGAGGCCGGCAGCCAGGUGAGCUCAGUGUGCUUCUACGUGAUGCAACUGUGUCGCUGGACAGCCGCACAGGUGCAGUCGAGCUCAGAUUUGGUAAUGGCUCCGUAAAGCGUUACACGACGCGGCCUGCUGGCAUAGGCCGGUCUAUCCAGGAAAUCUAUGUGGCUGGCGGCAUGGAAUCCUGGGUCAAACAGCGUUUGUAG
Messenger RNA from Malassezia globosa CBS 7966, 2154 nucleotides. RefSeq lists its product as uncharacterized. Gene Ontology annotation, biological process: L-lysine biosynthetic process. Gene Ontology annotation, molecular function: homoaconitate hydratase activity; 4 iron, 4 sulfur cluster binding. The coding region runs from base 1 to 2154 and encodes 717 amino acids. The transcript has a single exon. Lineage: Eukaryota; Fungi; Basidiomycota; Malasseziomycetes; Malasseziales; Malasseziaceae. The record is from RefSeq and is a predicted model, not a curated record.